Messenger RNA from Fundulus heteroclitus (mummichog), 566 nucleotides. RefSeq names its product NADH:ubiquinone oxidoreductase subunit A4, like (gene coxfa4a). The coding region runs from base 112 to 360 and encodes 82 amino acids. The record is from RefSeq and is a predicted model, not a curated record. Lineage: Eukaryota; Metazoa; Chordata; Actinopteri; Cyprinodontiformes; Fundulidae. The transcript is spliced from 4 exons.
CUGAUGCCCUUCUUCCGCCCUAGCGAACGCCUGAAGUGAGGGCAGUUUUAGCAUUUCUUCACACAAGGCGUCGUUUUUUCCGAGCUAAAGCAGACUUUCCAGACCCGAAAAAUGCUUCUUACCAUUCGCAAGCAACUCAAAAGCCACCCGGCUCUGAUUCCUCUUUUCUUCUUCAUCGGAGGAGGAGCGGCCAUGUCCCUCAUGUACCUGGCUCGCCUGGGCCUGAGAAACCCAGACGUUUCUUGGGAUCGCAAGAACAACCCAGAGCCUUGGAACAAACUGAGUCCAAACCACCAGUACAAGUUCUUUACGGUAAACAUGGACUACAGCAAACUGAAGAAGGAUCGUCCAGACUUCUAAAGUUGACACCUCCUGGGAGAACAGCUCAUUCGUCAGCAAAGCCGCACAAUUGGUCUUAUCUUGAACUUCCUUCAUCCAGGGAUAUGAAAAUUUGCAGAAGCCCAAUCCGCACAGCUCAUGCUUCAGUUCAUUGCAUCCCUGGCUUCUUUAAACUGAUUUCUCAUUUUCAAUAAACUAAAGGAGUAUUUUCUCCUUCAUACAGAGCA